Stereum hirsutum FP-91666 SS1 is the source of this 1705-nucleotide messenger RNA. RefSeq lists its product as uncharacterized. The transcript has 3 exons. The record is from RefSeq and is a predicted model, not a curated record. The coding region runs from base 173 to 1489 and encodes 438 amino acids. NCBI's taxonomy places the organism in Eukaryota, Fungi, Basidiomycota, Agaricomycetes, Russulales, Stereaceae.
UUGACCUCAACGACUCGAACGAUCACCACGACCGUCUUCUCUCUCUCUGUUCUCCCUUUCUCGACAGCAGGCCUGUCUUCCUGUCUUUAUACUUUCUGGGUCUUUGUAUCGAAACGCUAGCGGGUCUAGCAUCACCAUCUCACAUCUUAAAUCAUACUUCAUAUAGGCCGCCAUGACCUCAGUGCGUCCGAGUCGCUCCCUGGCAAACGGGCUUCCUCAGGGCCCUCGAUCACGCUCUGUUGGACGGGACAGGGAUAGAGAUAGAGGCGGAGCUCGAGAUGAAGAUGCCUACGCUCCUUCCAGCUAUACUAGCCGCUCGGCGGCGGCGGCACCACCUGUCCCAGGUCUACCUCGACAAAUUCGUCCCCAACGGUCCAUCGCGACCAUAUCCUCUCGUACCCAGACCAACUCAGAUUUUACUUCUAAUACUUACGAACGCAGCCGCGCUCGCGAGCCGUCUCUCCCUCGUGGUGGUCGUACCCCCAGGGACGAAUACGCAUCUGCAUACGCCCCCGCCGGGUCCAGCGAUAUGCCUCGCGAACGCUCUAGGUACCGAGAAGACCGCGGCUCGAUCUCCUCCCACUCGAGUGCCUCAUCUGGCUCGGGCUCGUCUUUCCUGGAUAGGAUGAAGUCGAGGUCGGGCUCGGGGUAUGCCUCUUCGCGUACGAGUUUGGAGAGUGAGGCGGAGAUGCCGAAGGGUAGGGGCGGUAGCGCAGUUGAAGGGAGGGGUAGGGGAGGUUGGUUGAAGGAACGCGAGCCGGUGCAGGAGCCUCCUUCCCCAGACUAUGAGCCUGAGCGGCAGCCUACGAAUGCUGGCAGCAGCGAAGGAUACUCGAUUUGGAGUCGCGUCGCAGAAGCAGCAAACACGCUCACCGUCAAUGUUAGUUUGGCAUGGGCCACAAACGUCGCCACCUACUCCGGUGAAGAAACGCCGCCCGGACAAGAAUCUCGCCUGACACGCGCCAUGAAAGCCUAUCACCUCGAGAAGGCGCGUGACCCCUCGGAUCUUCCAGAUUGGCUUUUCGACGAGCACGAACGUCGUCCUGCCCGUCCUGUUGCGGGUCGCCCUACUCGCGGCAGCACCGAACGCGACCGUAGCGAUACCGGUCCAGUUUCGUCCUCUCGGCGCGGUCAAGGGCUCAGAGACAUCUACGACCGUGUCGAAGCUUCGUCUCCUCCCCCGCUCGCUCAGCGCGCACCAUCUCGUUCUCGCUUCCGCGACGCUGACGCCUCCGAGGAAAGGUCGUCCAAGGCCAACGACCGCUUGAGAGCAAUUCGUGAAGCGAAGCGAACCGCCGUUCAACGCAGCGCGACGUCAGUUUCUCGAUCUGACGAAGGAGAUGGAGGUCGUGGAGAUCGUGGCAGGGAUUUCGGUGGGGAGCGUAGUGUUCGUGCGCCCAUGAGUAUGCCUGAGCCCGCGGCCGUGAGACGCCCUGUGAGAGGUGGAUUGCCUGCGCGACCUAUGCCCGCUGCACAGAGAGUUUACUAGGGCAUAUUGUUGUAUGCAUGUUAUUGGUUUGUUUUUCUUUUGGGCGUCUCUAUAUCUCUAAAUCCUCGAGAUGUAUCAUUAUGAGGUUUUUUAUGAGGAUGUAUUGAUGAUGACGUUGGGAAGGGAUGGUGUUUCGGGCUGCUGUGGGCGCGACAGGCUAUAUUCCGUUCGGCAGAAACAAGCCAAGAUCGGCCUCAAGACAUGAUGAACUUUCAC